Messenger RNA from Condylostylus longicornis, 783 nucleotides. RefSeq names its product cytochrome P450 6a2-like. Bases 1 to 783 code for a protein of 260 amino acids. Gene Ontology annotation, molecular function: iron ion binding; monooxygenase activity; oxidoreductase activity, acting on paired donors, with incorporation or reduction of molecular oxygen. The transcript has a single exon. NCBI's taxonomy places the organism in Eukaryota, Metazoa, Arthropoda, Insecta, Diptera, Dolichopodidae. The record is from RefSeq and is a predicted model, not a curated record.
AUGGAUAUCGAAAAAUGCUUUAAUUACACUAUAAUAUAUAUUGCAACAUUUUUAUAUGGAGUUUUUACCAACAAACGUAAAUAUUGGGAAAAACGUAGUACACCACAUCAUUAUUUAGAAUUUCAUCGUACUAUGCAUCCAUCACAAAAAAUGAAAGAGUUUUAUGAUAAAGAAAAAGGAAAAUUUUCUUUUGUUGGAAUGUACUUUUUUACGAAUCCAUUUGCUUUAAUAUUGGAUAUUGAUUUAGCUAAAAAUAUAUUAGUUAAAGAUUUUCAAAAUUUCAUUGAUCGUGGAGUUUAUUAUAAUGAAAAAGAUGAUCCACUAUCAGCUCAUUUAUUUUCUUUAGAUGGACAGAAGUGGAAGAAGCUACGUCACAAAUUAACACCAACAUUCACAUCUGGUAAAAUGAUAUUUAUGUUUAGUACAAUAGUCAAAGUUGGUGAAGAAUUUCAAGAAACUUUACGUGAAUUAAUUAAAGAAAAUGACAUUAUUGAAAUGAAAGAACUUUUAGGUCGUUUUACAACAGAUGUAAUUGGCACUUGCGCUUUUGGAAUUGAAUGUAAUAGCUUAAAAGAUCCAAAUGCAGAAUUUCUUCAUAUGGCAAAGACUGCAUUUGAAAAACCUAAAAGUACUGCUUUUGUGUUUACGUUUAAGAAACAAGCAAAAUUGCUUCGAAUAACAACCACCAGAAAGGAUGUUGGCGAUUUUUUUUUGGGUGUCGUUAGAGAAAAAAUGGAGCACCGCAUAAAAUAUAAUAUCAAAAGUAACGAUUUUAUGGGUUGA